AUGGCCCUGCCAGCUGCCAUCAUCUGGGAAACAUUGGAAGGAGUAAUUUCAGUCAAUCAGACUGGAGUUCAGUCAACUGAACUCCACCUGGAAUACUUUGAAGAGGCAGUGAACUAUAUGCUGCAGCACCCACAGGUAAAGGGACCAGGCAUUGGGCUGCUCGGUUACUCCAAAGGAGCUGAUCUGUCUCUCGCCAUGGCCGCCUUCCUGAAGAACAUCAGCGCCGUCGCUUCCCUCAAUGGCCCUGUGGCCAUCACAGCUGUUCCCCUCUGUUACAAGGACAAAACCAUCCCUCCCUUGCCCUUUGAUGAACGACGCAUCAAGGUCACGGAUUCCCAUAUUCUUGAUUCUUCUGAAGGUUCUAUCGACCCCUUUCAAGCCCCUGGCAACCAAAGCCUGAUCCCACUGGAGAAAGUUGAGGCACAGUUACUGUUCAUUGUUGGACAAGAUGAUCAUGUUAUUAAUUCCGAGUACUAUGCUAUGGCAGCCUGCAAGCUCUUGCAGGCUCAAGGGAAGGAAAAUUUUCAGAUUCUCUCCUACUCUGGAACAGGGCACUGUAUUGACCCUCCCUUUUUCCCUUUGUACGCCACAGGAAAGCACCCCAUUUUUCACAAGUGGGCAGUCCUGGGUGGGGAGCAUAGGGCUCACUCUAAAGCUCAGGUUCAUGCUUGGCUACAAAUCCAGGCUUUUUUCAACAAAUACUUAAAUGACAUGUAA
Molecule: messenger RNA, 717 nt
Organism: Chaetura pelagica (chimney swift)
Lineage: Eukaryota; Metazoa; Chordata; Aves; Apodiformes; Apodidae
Product: putative acyl-coenzyme A thioesterase 6
Exons: 3
Coding region: 1-717 (238 amino acids)
Biological process (GO): fatty acid metabolic process; acyl-CoA metabolic process
Molecular function (GO): fatty acyl-CoA hydrolase activity
Source: RefSeq, a predicted model, not a curated record